Molecule: messenger RNA, 2821 nt
Organism: Polyodon spathula (Mississippi paddlefish)
Lineage: Eukaryota; Metazoa; Chordata; Actinopteri; Acipenseriformes; Polyodontidae
Product: probable cation-transporting ATPase 13A3
Exons: 15
Coding region: 142-1986 (614 amino acids)
Biological process (GO): intracellular calcium ion homeostasis; polyamine transmembrane transport
Cellular component (GO): late endosome membrane
Molecular function (GO): P-type transmembrane transporter activity; ATP hydrolysis activity; ATP binding
Source: RefSeq, a predicted model, not a curated record
GGGUAUUCUCUCUCAGUUCCUCCUCUCCUCUCUCAGGGCAGGUUUGAGCUGGGUAUUCUCGUUCAGUUCCCCUUCUCCUCGGCUCUGCAGAGGGCGAGUGUCGUGACUAGAAGGCUGGGGGAGAAGCGGCUCCACGCCUACAUGAAGGGGGCGCCAGAGACAGUGUCCCGACUGUGCAAGAGAGAGACAGUCCCGGCUGAUUUCUCGGAGGUGCUGGAUAGCUACACUCGGCGGGGCCUCCGUGUGAUCGCCUUGGCUCACCAGCGGCUGGCCAGCCGUUUCAUGUGGCACCGCGUGCAGAGCUGCGGCCGGGAGGCGGUGGAGAGCGGCAUGGACUUCCUGGGGCUCGUGCUGCUGCAGAACAAGCUGAAGCCACAGACCCUGCCGGUCCUGGCAGCGCUGCGCAGAGCCGGGAUCCGCACUGUCAUGGUCACAGGUGACAGCAUGCUCACUGCCGUCUCCGUGGCGAUGGAGUGUGGGAUGGUCCCCCCUCAGGGCAGGGUGAUCAUCACUGAGGCCACGCCCCCCCGUGAGGGACAGCCAGCCACCAUCCACUGGAUCCACGGAGAGAAGAGGGGGGAGGAGAGUGUGAUUGUGGAAGGGGAGGGCGAGGGGGAGGGCUCCAGCUAUCACUUUGCAAUGAGCGGGAAAUCCUUCUCUGUCAUUAGCGACCACUUCCCAGACCUGCUGCCCAAGUUGUUGCUCUGUGGUACAGUAUUUGCUCGCAUGGCUCCUGAUCAGAAGACACAGCUGGUGGAGUCGCUGCAGAAAGUGGACUACUACGUGGGCAUGUGUGGGGAUGGAGCCAACGACUGCGGGGCUCUGAAGCGUGCUCAUGCAGGAAUCUCCCUCUCGGAGCUCGAAGCCUCCAUCGCCUCCCCCUUCACCUCCAGGACCCCCGACAUCUCCUGCAUUCCCCACCUCAUCAGGGAGGGCCGGGCUGCGCUGGUCACUUCGUUCUGUGUGUUCAAGUUCAUGGCUCUGUACAGCAUCAUCCAGUACCUGAGUGUGCUACUGCUGUACUCUAUCCUCAGUAAUCUGGGAGAUGUUCAGUAUCUCUUCAUUGACGUGGUGAUCAUCAUGUCUGCAGCCUUUACCAUGAGUUUGAACACUUCCUGGAAGGAACUUGUCCCUCAGAGGCCACCGUCCAGCCUCAUCUCCGCCCAGCUCCUUGUCUCCGUGGCAACGCAGAUCCUACUCACCCUGGGCUUCCAGGUCGGGGCUUUCCUAUUGGUCAGGAGCCAGCCCUGGUACAGCCAAUGGGAGCCAGGCAUGGAUGCCUGUAACCCCGCCCCCCUGAACGGCAGCCUGGCUGGUGAUUGGCCGGGCGAGAAUUCCUCCUCCUCCUCUGCGGCGCAUCACAAUGGGACAGGGCAGGAAGGGGAGGAGCCUGACGAGCACAACGUGAGGAACUUUGAGAACACGACGCUGUUCUUCAUCUCCUCCUGCCAGUACCUGACAGCGGCCCUCGUCUUCUCAAAGGGGAGGCCCUUCCGACAGCCCAUCUACACCAACUGCCUGUUCCUCGCCUCAGUCCUCACUGUGUACAGCUUCCUGAUGCUCAUCCUGUUCCACCCCCUGCAGGCUGUCCAUGAGUUCUUCAUGCUGGUGUGCGUUCCCUUUGAGUGGAGAGUCACUCUGCUGUUUCUCAUCACAGCCAACCUCCUGCUGGCGUUCUUACUGGAGAGCGUGAUCGAUUGUGAUCAGCUGUGGGUCAGACUCUUCUCUGCUAAAAAAGAACAUGAAUUCACAAAGAACCCCAACUCCACUCAACUGGAGCUGGGAGAUGCAUCCUCAUCGUACAGCCGGUGCCUGUGUUGCCGUGGUAACCACGCCCCCAAAGCGAAGUACCAACGCCUGGCACAGGAGCUGCUGCAGGACCCAGACUGGCCACCACAGCCCCAGAGCAGCACCAAGGCCAAACCCCACUCCUCCCUCCACAGUGGUACGCUCCGGGGCUGGGAUCCAGAGACCACUCCCCUGUGACUGAACCAUUGCGCUGGGAGAGAAAGGGGGGAGGAGAGCACAGGCCACUGAAACUACAUGUUAUUAUUGAACUUGAUCAAUGCAGCGACUAACUUUUCCACCAGAAGCCUCCUCCAGCGUCUUGAAACGUCUCCUCGGAUCCUCCACGCUUCUCCCAGCGUCCCUGUCGGAUUUGUGAUGAAACUGGCCGAGGAUCUUCUCGCAGCACCAGUUCUGUGUUCGGAACCUGGAGGCUGUCCGUCUGUCCGUCUGUCUGUCUGCCCGUAUUACAAGAUUAAAUCAAAUAAAAAAAUACUUUCCAUAAAUGAUAUUUAUUUAUUAGGACUUUGAAAAGGUGUGUAUAUAUAUUUGUCGUUAAGAUCUAGUUAUUUUUAUUAACAGGGAAGGGGUUUAGAUGUGUGAUUGAAAUUCUGUAUCUCUUAAUAUAUCAAGAAGACAGUGUGUCUGUCUGUCUGUCUGUCUUUUCCUUUCUGCACCCACACCCCGCCCGGCUCCUCUUUCACCCAGGGGAGGGUCCAGGCAGUGUUUGGAAACAGAAUUCUGACCCCCCCCCCAGGGGUACUUUGUUUAGUGACCCCAUCGCUGGAUCACUACAGUAACCGUGCUUCUCAAACUAAACAAACCCACAAAACCAAAAAAUAUAAAGAACAAAAAACAAAAAAUAAACAGGAAGUUUAAAAAACGAGAGGGUGCCGUUCCCCGGUUUAUCCUGCAUGAAAUGCUGACUUUCCCCUGGGCAAGGCCGGGCACUUCAUACUGGAUAUUGAUAGAGAUUUACAGAUAGAUAGAGAUAUAGAAUUAUUAAUGGGAAGAACUGCUGUGUAGCAAAAUGUAU